Messenger RNA from Helianthus annuus (common sunflower), 2598 nucleotides. RefSeq names its product early endosome antigen 1-like. Bases 1 to 2598 code for a protein of 865 amino acids. NCBI's taxonomy places the organism in Eukaryota, Viridiplantae, Streptophyta, Magnoliopsida, Asterales, Asteraceae. The transcript has 5 exons. The record is from RefSeq and is a predicted model, not a curated record.
AUGGCCGAAGUAAACCUCAACAUCCCAAUUGUUCAACAUGAUGUACCUUUUAUUGACGACGAUGAAUUUCUGCCAAUGAAGGAAACCAAUUUGCUGAUGAAUACAGAGCACUCAGAAUAUGAUGUGAGAUGUCAACUUCUGAUAGAAUAUUUCAUGAACUGUCCAAUUACAGGAGCUCUAACAAAAGAGAAAGAAGUACCAGAAAAACUGCUGCAACAAUUUGUUCACACCUUUGAUGAAGUCGAAGAAAACCAACUCUCUGCUCAUGUAUGGGAAAAUGUUUCCGUAACAUUAACUCCUGCAAGGGUAAGAGAAUGGCUUGAACUACCCAUUCUUGAUAACUAUGUUGAAGCACCUAGCAGGAAAGAACUUUUAAGCUUUAUUGUUGAGCUUGGUUACAAGAACAAGAAGAUCAACAAAUUUGACUCCACAACAGAAAGAGCCAGCAGAGAAGUUUUCAAAUGUUCUUCAUCACUGGAAGAAGAUGAAGAACAAAAGUCAAAAUCAUCAAAAGAAGCAGAAGGAGAGAGAAUUCUGAUGAUUACCAACACAUCAAAUGAUGCUGAAAAUGAUCAAACUCAUGAAGGAAGAAUUCAUCUAGAUUUUGAUAUACUACAAGAGACAGCACAAGAACAUCAUGCAGAAUCACAAAUUGCUGGAAGAAUUCAUGAAGAAGUUCAAUUUGGUGGCACUGAAAUUGAAACAACGGAAGUAAUACAUCAUGAGGAAUCUCAUAUCGCGGAACAUAAAGAAACUGAAAUUGAUAAAGAGGUUACUAGUGCUUUUAAUCUCAACUCUGAAUCAGAAAAUGAGGAGGAGUAUGAGGUCUCAACAGAUAGAGAUCAAGAAACUCAUCAAGGAAAUCUGGAAAAAGGUAAUAUGUUUACCUUAAAAACUUAUGGAGAAUCACAUCUUGAUGUGAUUCAAGGACAUAAGGAAAUCCAGGAUGAGAGUAUGUCACUCACCACUGGUGGAGAUGGUACUGGUAAACUUAAAGCUACACCAAAUUCUGAAAAUCUGGAAAGAAUGUUGGAAAAAGCUUACAAAAUCUGCAAAAGAAAUCCAGUGGAAGAAAAACUUGAUAUGUUGUUGUCAGAAAUACAAGGUCAAAGGGCUGAAAUGAAGAUAUUAUCAGAAUCAGUGGAAGCAAUAAAGAAACAGACUGAUGAUAACACUGAAGCUUUAAAGUCCCUUCAGAAGAUGAAAGAAAAAGCACCAGAACUAAACAUUUCUGCAUCAGAAAUUCAAACGAUUCUCACAGAAAUAGAAAAGAUCAAAACACAAGUUUUGAGUAUGAUGGAGUCAAGCCAGUCAAGCAGUAGAAAUAAAGUUUUGGAAGAAGAAAUUGCCAUUCUAAGGGCAAGUAAUAACAGCAUCACAGAUGCCCUUGAGAAGCUGUCAAAGGAAUGGGCUGAAAAUCAGAAGAAAGCUCAAGCUGAAUUCAACCAAGCUCAGAAGAACAUGGCCAACAACUCAAAACUGGUGAGAGAAACACAACAACUAAUGGAGAGAAUGCAAUUCAAUGUUGCAAGUUUAGCCAAAGUGGAUCCUCAAAAACUCAUGAAGCAAAUUCCUGAUUCAAGCUCACAUCAGAAGGCUCCAAAGACAACCCCUCAACAAUCAACAACCACACCAAUCACCAAAGCUGAUACCACAGUGAUGGGACCACCUCCAAAUAUUCCAAAAGAAGAAAUGCUGAAAAGAUUAGCAGCUGCAAAACCUCAUGUCAUUACAAAUUUGAAGAUGCUGGCUGCUGUUCCAAAUCCAACAAUAUCUGAUGACUCAGCAAUAAGCAAAUAUAUGAAUAUACAAACAAUGAAAGAAUGGGAAGAAAAAGGUGAGUCAGAAGCAAAGUCAAAGAUUGUUAAGAGAAAAAUCUCAGAAUCUAAGUCUAUCAUGGUCAAAGAAAUUGCCAGAGAUGUAAUGAUAUUUCCUGAAUACAAUCUGGUAAGCUACUACUUGACAAAAGAAGAUGAAAUACCAAGAUCAGUAUCUCCUACCAGACUGGGCUUAAGAGAAGAAAGAAUGAAAAGAGGGCCAUACAGCAUUCACAAGCACAAUGAAAAUCCGGUAAAGAGAUUUUUAAAGGUAGAAGAAAUGAAAGUAGCAACUGAUGAUAUAGGGGGAACGUUUGUACAAAACAGAUACACACUUCAAAGAGAAAAGGGGGAUGAACAGAAAGUGACUGAUGAAGAACUAGCUGACGAGUUGCAUCCUUUGGACAUUCUGUUCAUGAAGGAUAACUAUGAAAAGGAAAAGAAAAAUAACCAAGAGACAAGCAAAGACGGAGAACAAGAAUAUGGUGUAAUCUUCAGAGAUCAAGACAAUAACAAAGCUCUGUUCAGAAGUGUUGACAUCUGUAAGUACUCAAAUCAAACCCUGAGGUAUAUCUUAAGAACCAUGAACAGAAGACAGGAACAUCUCCAGAAGAUAGAAAAGAACUUGGAAGGAAGCAGGAAAGAAAUUGAGCAAAUAAUUGAAGAAUGGAUUCAAGCAAGGGAAUGGUACAAAGACAUGUAUGACAGCUGCAACAAAUACAUCUCCUACAAAAAGAAGAUAACGAAAGGAGAUAUGCAUAAGAGAGUGAAGCUGAAUUAA